This is a messenger RNA of Sclerotinia sclerotiorum 1980 UF-70, 726 nucleotides long. RefSeq lists its product as hypothetical. The transcript is spliced from 2 exons. NCBI's taxonomy places the organism in Eukaryota, Fungi, Ascomycota, Leotiomycetes, Helotiales, Sclerotiniaceae. The coding region runs from base 1 to 726 and encodes 241 amino acids. Gene Ontology annotation, cellular component: cytoplasm. The record is from RefSeq and is a predicted model, not a curated record.
AUGGCUUCAUCUUCUGCUUCUACAUCUUAUUCCACGGACCCUGCUCUUUACUUAUAUACGUCGUUGACUUCUGGCUCAUCGCAUAUUGUUACUGCUACAUCCAGAUUAGAGACCAUUUUAAAAGCAAACAGAAUCCCUUUCAAGGCGGUUGACAUUGCGACAGAUGAAAAGGCACGAAUGUUAUGGGGUCGCAGAGCUGGUAAAGAUGAAUCAGGGCGUGCCAGAAAAAUUCCUGGCCUGGUCCAAAUGGGACUCGUUCUUGGUGAUCUCGUCGAGGUUGAGGACUGGAACGAGUACGGCGAAUUAAAGCAACAUAUAAAGAUUGUGCCUGUAUCAGGUCCGGGUGCGAAUCCAGCAAUCCAAGCAAAGGCCCCGACAAAUACUCAAGAGAACAACAAGCCGGCGGUUGCUCCUGCUGCUCCUCCUGCUUCGGCGUCCAAAUCUGUCGGAUCUAAACCUCCUUCUGGGACUGCCGAGGCGACUAUCACACUAGCCAUGCGACAAGCAACCCAAGAAGCGGCACAGAAGGCAAAGGACUUGAGCAGGAAGGCCACAGAAGUAUUGAUUAGUACUACCAAAACCGAACCCAUGAAAGCACCCGAGCCUGUUGUGCCAACUGCAUCCACCCCUACGGAGAGGCAAACCUUCGCGGCAAUCACUAUACUACAGAAUUCCGACAACUCAACCUGGAGCGCUGCGCCCUUUUCCGAGUCGACAAUCUCCUAG